AAGAAGAUUGUAUAUUAAUAUAUAUCUUAUACACGUACGCACUCUGAUAUAGUUGUCGACAUGAAAUUGUGUAUGGUGGAUAUUUCAAAAAGAUAACAAAUGUGUCUUUACGUAUUUGAUGAUAUUGUACACAUGUACACUCAGACACAUCGUGUAAGGUGGACAUAUUUAAAAAAAAUACCAGAAUGACUCAUCAAGAAGAAGAUUGUACACUCAGAUAUAUCUUGUACACGUACACAGUCAGAUAUAGUUGUCCACAUGAAAGUAUGUAAGGUGGAUAUUUCAAAAAGAUAAGAAAUAUGGCUUUACAAAUGUAUAAAACAUUUUAAAUGAUUACAUUUUGAAAUAUUAUAAGUAGCUCAACAAUGAACAUAGUUCUUAAUUCUUUUGGCUAAAGACUACACUCCACUAUUUUGAUUCUUUAAUUUUUUUGUAAAUAGUUCUUACAUGAUUAAUAAAUUUUAAAUUUCAUUAAAAAAGAAAAGAAAUCUAUAUUAUAAUAGUUAAGUUUUUGCUCACUCCUCAGCGUGCCAUGUCAGCGUUUUGUGGGUCUCACUUUUAAAAAGUGUGAAAAAGUGUCAAGCUCAUGGCUUGAACCCAGCUUAUUGAGUAUAAACACCAACAUUUAUACCACUAAGUUAAAUGAUACUUUGUACAUUGAUGGUCGAACCUAAUACAUAUUUAUGAAGGUCAGAAGCCUUUGCUUCUUCGACUUCUCUGAGGGUCGGGCCUACAAGGGUAUUAUGGGUUUCAUUUUUAAAUGAGAUUCAUCACAUUAUAUGAAAAAAGCUCAAGUUUGCAACAAUUAUAGUUUUUCCAUAUUGUAAAUUGUUGUCGUUUAACAUGAGUCAGAGUUCUUUUCAUCAUUGUCUCAACAAGUGUGAUCUACAGAGUUGUGCCGUGUGUCUGUUCGUAAUCUAUUUUUUCACCGGUGAACUCUUCAUGUCCCCAUCUUAAAUCGCUUGAUCAUAAAUGUUCUUUAUUUGUAGCUCCUUUGUAAACCCUAUAUAUGAUUCUCAUCUUUGAUGAACCUAAUAUGCACCUCCACAAAGCUCAUUGAUUCCUCUUAGCUUUCUCUCUGACUCUCCACUUCCUCAAACCGGCGUCCCGGCGUCUGUCACUCAACCUUCGAGUCUCUCCGUCUUGGUCGUAGUAGUCAGAGCAUAGCCUCUGGCUUCCUCCACUUUUGGGAUUCCCUGAACUUCAAGAAAGACAUAGAUUUUGUGGGAAUCACGGUUCUCUUACAUGAUGAAAAGGUAACGUAAUCUUUGAUAUCUAUCACACUUAUUUAACAUAAUUGUUUUAAUUGAUUUCCUGAUUCUUUGUUGAAUAAUAUUAUUUGCAGAUUCCGUGAUUCAUGGUUUUACUCCCGUCGGGUGUGCUAAUCAUUACAUGCCAUCUUUGAAAGCAGAUUCCAUUGUGAAAGUCGAUCGUUUUGAGGUUGCUAUGUGCUCAAACAUGUACAAGAUAACUGAUCAUCCAUUCCUCAUUCGUUUCAUUUCACUAACCAUUAUUGAUGAAGUCAUCACGGGCGCUCUUGAGAUCAAUCUCCAGUAAAAAUUAGACUGUUCGAAAUCUCCAAGUGAUUGCGAACACAAACCUAGAACUCCCAAGUAUAUUAUCAUAUUGCAUUUGGGUUUAUAUUAUGUUUUGAUAUCAUAACUGAUAUUAAAUAUUGCAGAUGUGGUUGGACAAAUCCGUUAUGUCCAGGGCUCUGACCUCUCCAAAGAAACAAUUCGAGUUGUUAUCCGUCUCCUCAUUGAUUCGUAAGAAACAAUCAACACAUAAUUCUCUUGAUACUACUAUCUAUAUUGUGCUAACAUCAAUAAUCAAAAAUAUUUCAUACCCAAGAUUUGUGGUCGUUUAUUUAUCUCCCUUACUUAUCAAUCUAAUUUUACACAAAUCUUUAUUUUACAGCUUAAAAUAAACACAAUAACCCAAACAAUCAAAACACCAAAAACUAGAAUCCAAAAAAAAAACGAAUCAUUAAUGAUCACCUCUCUUUUUGUCUAAUCUUACAAAUAAACUUCAAAACAAAUAUACCAAAUCAAUCAACUCAACUAAAACUCAACGACACAUACAUUGAGCCAGCUAAACAAAUACAAAUUACAGGGCCAGCUAUUUAACAAUUUACAAACUUGCUUUCACAGAUGCUUACGAAGAAGACGAAGACGACAACCAAGAUCAGUGAAAUUACCUUAACAAAAACCAUAGUAAGUUGCAAACUCUGAUAAAUACAACUAACAAUGAUUUUUUGUUUACAUAUUACACAUCAAAUAAAAGAGAAACAAACACAGCCACACACACCAGCAGAUACAAGAGACAAUCCCAACAGAUACAAAGGCGGCAACAACAUCUCCACCUGCUCACUCCUAUUGUCUUAUGAAAAUAACUUACAUGUUCAAUGUUAACAUGCCAAUGAUAUUGUCUUCUUAUGAGAACUACAUAUAUUCGUUUUAAGUGCCAAAUACUAAUUGUCACUCAUUUUAUAAUUAUUUUUAUAAGUCUUCAUGUAUUUGUUUUAAAAGUUCGGUAAAAGCAACAAGUUUAAAAGUAUAUAUAUAUAUAUAACCAACAUAAUAAGAAUAAAAAAAUAUUACUUAAUACACACAACUUACACAACUAAACUGGAGAAAAAAAUAUUCAAAAACAAAAGGUAAUCUCAACAACCUUAAUAUAAUUUAUGUAAUCUCAACAGUACCAGUAACAAAUUAAAAAGACAAACAAACAAUAAGUCUCAGUGACAGAACAAGCAACACCACAAACUAUAUCAAUCACAUUACUAACACAAUUUAGUUCUUCAUGAGUGGAGAACUGUGUAUGAACAGUGCAUACACAGUUCAUCAUCACAACUCUAAUCCUAUAACAAUAAAAAACUUGAAAAACAGUGAUCAAUUUAAAACACAAAAUUCACACCUACAAUAACCCUAACAAAUAUUGAAAUGAAACAAGAGCUUUGUCUACAACUCCAAGCUGAGGCAAUGGCCCUAGUACCUCUAAUAUAUUGUAGAGAAAAUGGGUAAACCAUAAUUUUCGUUUAAUUAAGUUGCUGGGCCUAAUUGUAGAGGUUUUGGACAAAAGAAGCGGUGUCGGAGGGUUAGGCUUUGUCGGCAGAAUGAGUUUUUUUUUUCUUGUUUAAAAAAAAAAGAAGGAAAUUGGUGGUGGUUGCCAUAUAACAAAACAGAAAUAAAAGGAAAAAAAGGAAAAUCGAGGGGAGGGUUGGCUCUAUAAAUUAUUGAUUUGGGAGUGGAAGAACAUGAUGGCGUCGUUGGAGAUUUAUCAGAGAAUCGUCAGAGAAACCAAACGGAGAAGAAAAGGAAGAAGAGAGUGGAAGGUUGAGAUCCCCAAUGAUGUCAUGGAAGAAAUCGUGAUGAGGCUUCCGGUGAGAUCGAUUAUGAGGUUCCAAGCGGUUUCAAAGCAUUGGGAAUCGGUGAUUAAGACAAGAGAUUUUGGGGCAAGACACAUGGCUAAUCAGAGAAGCAAGGAUCCUAAACUCAUGUUUGUCGGUUAUGGUUUUUAUAAUAUCUGUUUUGAUCAAAUGGACUUGGAAACGACUUCUCUUGAAGAGAGCCUCUGUUUUGAAAUUGAAAAGAUUAAUGGUCCUAUGGAGAUCUCCGAAUGCUGCGAUGGCCUUGUCUGCUUCUACUGCUUGACUCAAGCAGUGAGAGUGAUAAAUACGGCCACAGAAACGUUGUUGCCACCACUCCCCUUAGCAAAUUUUCAGCGUCUUCAUAAAGCCUAUCCAGACCCGGAUCUGGAGCGGGAUCAGAGACUUGAAGAUGAUGGUCAGCGUCCUGUUCCAGUUCCAUUCAUAUCAUUUACUAUGUUUGGAUUUGGGAAAGACAACGCCACAGGACGAUAUAAGAUAGUGUGGCUCUAUAAUAUAUAUCCUGCUACCUUGAACAAGAAGAAGAAGACAAGAUGCGAGGUUUUCGAUUUAGAGGAAUGGAGAUGGAGAUUCGUGACUACCAGAGCUCUUGAUCAUCACCAAAUCUUGUCUAAUCAGAGGCCACCGUGUGCAAACGGAUUAUUAUACUGGCUCACGGGAGAUGAACAAGGAUACCCAUCAACACAAACCAAACUCAUAGUUUUCGAUAUUCAUACAGAGAUGUUUCAAGUCACCUCAACACCACCUUUUAUUACCCCUGAUGCCUCUAGUGACAAAAUUGGUUUAUGCAAUCUUGACGGUCGUCUGUGCAUUUCUGAACUCAAGGGCGAUUGCGAGCAAGAGUUUUGGUGGAGGGUUGAAGAAUGCGACAAGUGGGAGAGAAUCUUCUCAGUUGACUUGAAUUCUACUUCCUCUUGGUUUGGUGGUAUCACUUCACAGCCUCUCACACCUUUGGCCAUUUCCAAGGAUAACAACAAGGUCGUCCUCUCGCUUACCCAUCAAGAAAACCUUGUUGAGUUUGAUCUUGAUCCUGACUCAACUGUUUAUCAUUUGUAUUAUUCAGGUAGCUACGGCUUAGCUGUUCCUUAUUUUCCAAGUUUAUCACUCUCUUUUUCUUCUUUCUAAAACCAUUUGUUGUCUUCAGUAACAUUAAUUUGUGUUUUUAUAUUCAAAUCACUUCUUAUUUAU
Messenger RNA from Brassica napus (rape), 4576 nucleotides. Its product is annotated as putative F-box protein At2g02030. The record is from RefSeq and is a predicted model, not a curated record. Gene Ontology annotation, molecular function: protein binding. The transcript has a single exon. NCBI's taxonomy places the organism in Eukaryota, Viridiplantae, Streptophyta, Magnoliopsida, Brassicales, Brassicaceae. The coding region runs from base 3257 to 4513 and encodes 418 amino acids.